GCUACUUCUCGAUGCAAGAGAUGACUCUAAACAAAGUGAACGACGAGAACAGUCGCCUCCAGAGCACCGACGAGUUGGUGGAUGUGCUGAAGGAUCUGAACGAUAAGAUCAACGACAAGAAGCAAACGCUGGCGCCAGUCAUCAAAGAGUUGCGUCCAAUGCGUCAGAAGUGUCAGGACUUGCAGUUAGAGUACUAUCAGAGACAACAGGCGUACGACGCGAUGGCCGCCGGACUCGAGACCAGCGCCGCCACCGUCGACAACGAGUGUCAGGACAUCACCAAACAGGUCCACGCGCUCGAGUCCAACCAGUACUUCAUGGAGUGUCAGCUGGAAGUGCUGAAAGCCAGGCAGCAGGUGCUGGACAAGGAGGUGAACCUGUAUGUGGCUCAGGAGUCCGCGGAUGAUAAGUCCGACUCUAUUUUACAUCAAGUCCAGAGUCAACUCAAUGCUCAACAGACAGAGAAAGAGCGUCUAAAACAACAACAAAUGGAUUUCCGGAAGAAUGAGACACAACACCGAAAACAACUGAAGAUGUGGACCGACUUGAAGACACUGUUGGCUAUCAAACAGCGGUGUCUGACGAGGGAUAGGGAGAGGAAUGCCAUCAACGAGUACGCCAUCAAUAGUAGACCCGAUCAUCUGGUGCUGUGAGGGGUCAGCCAUCACCUGCUGUCACAAUCAGUUACUUAUUGUAUUUUAAUUGAUAUUAAUUUCAAUUGUAUUUGUAAU
Oppiella nova is the source of this 731-nucleotide messenger RNA. NCBI's taxonomy places the organism in Eukaryota, Metazoa, Arthropoda, Arachnida, Sarcoptiformes, Oppiidae. The record is from the annotation of a GenBank genome assembly.